This is a messenger RNA of Oryzias latipes (Japanese medaka), 1077 nucleotides long. RefSeq names its product lefty1 (gene lft1). The record is from RefSeq and is marked provisional. Gene Ontology annotation, biological process: anterior/posterior axis specification. NCBI's taxonomy places the organism in Eukaryota, Metazoa, Chordata, Actinopteri, Beloniformes, Adrianichthyidae. Gene Ontology annotation, molecular function: cytokine activity; growth factor activity; transforming growth factor beta receptor binding. Gene Ontology annotation, cellular component: extracellular region.
AUGGAUAUGCUCCGCGCUUGCGUCCUGUGCGCCGCUCUCCUCAGCCUCUCCAAGGCUUUUACGCACCAGGAUAUGAAGGAUGCGCUCCUGCAGAAACUCGGGCUGGAUGAAGUUCCUAAAAUCCAAAAGAGGGAUUUGGAGAACCUGGUUGUUCCAGCUCAUAUCCGAAAUAAGUAUGUGUCCAUGCUGAAGAUGCACCACAGCAGGAAGCGCAGGUCUUUGCCCAGUCUGGCUGGCAUUCUGAGAGGAAUCCCUGGCAAUGCAGACAUCUCCGGGGAGUUUGUGUACUCUGACACGACUCGGCAUCGCAUGUUGUUCGACAUGGAGGCGCGGAUCCCGGACAACAGCGAAGUGACCAUGGCGGAGCUGAAGCUGUUCCAGCGGGCCUCGCAUCAGAAGCGAUUCACGGUGGAGAGGAAGGCCCACCGCGCCGUGAACAACGCCCGGGUCAGCAUAUACUGGGUGGAGGUUCUGCCUGAUGGAUCCAACCGAUCAUCUCUGGUGGACUCACGGUUGAUUCCCAUUCACGAGUCUGGCUGGAAGAGCUUUGAUGUCACCCAAGCGGUGCACUAUUGGUCCAAGACGCAGCAGAAGACGCCAAUGCACCUGGAGGUGUGGAUCGAGGGCGAGAGACCUGGCAGCUAUGCGGCAGAGGUGGCCAAGAGUGUGCGCUUUACCACCCAAGAGCAGACUGAGCACACCUCGGGGAAGCCUGAGCUCGUCCUCUACACCCUCAACCUCGAGGAGUAUGGCUCUCGCGGGGACUGCGAUGUAUACCAGAGCAAAGACACCUGCUGCAGGGAGCAGUACUUCAUCGACUUCCGGGCGCUCACUUGGACCCAGUACUGGAUCAUUGAACCCGCCGGGUACCAGGCUUUCCGGUGCACGGGGGGCUGCAAGCAGCCUAAACGCAACUUCGGCUACGGGGAGCGAAGGUGCACGGUGUCGGUGAGCGCACCGCUCCCCAUCAUGUACCUGGUAAAGAAAGGAGACUACACUGAAAUCGAAGUGGCCGAGUUCCCCAACAUGAUUGUGGAGAGGUGCGCAUGCACUCUGGACAAUACCUCCAUAGCAUGA